Messenger RNA from Morus notabilis, 1300 nucleotides. Its product is annotated as protein CELLULOSE SYNTHASE INTERACTIVE 3-like. Gene Ontology annotation, biological process: anisotropic cell growth; regulation of cellulose biosynthetic process. Gene Ontology annotation, molecular function: microtubule binding. The transcript is spliced from 4 exons. The coding region runs from base 1 to 771 and encodes 256 amino acids. Lineage: Eukaryota; Viridiplantae; Streptophyta; Magnoliopsida; Rosales; Moraceae. Gene Ontology annotation, cellular component: cellulose synthase complex. The record is from RefSeq and is a predicted model, not a curated record.
AUGGAAAAGUACACUAAGUGUGCAUCUGAUGAAGAUGCUGCACUUGAAAGAGAGAUGUGGUCCUCGGCAACUAUCAAUGAAGAGGUCUUAAGAACCUUGCACGUGAUAUUUUCCAACUUCCCCAAGCUCCAUAUCUCCGAAGCAGCUACUCUCUGCAUUCCCAAUUUAAUAGGAGUUCUAAAAUCUGGUAGUGAGGCAGCUCAGGAAUCUGUAUUAGACACCCUAUGCUUGUUAAAACAAUCUUGGGCAACCAUGGCAAUAGAAAUAGCAAAAUCUCAAGCCAUGAUUGCUGCUGAAGCCAUUCCCACACUGCAAAUGCUCAUGAAGACCUGCCCGCCGAGUUUCCAUGAGAGAGCAGACAGCCUUUUACAUUGCUUACCCGGUUGCUUGACUGUUACAAUUAGGCGUGGAAUCAACCUCAAGCAGGCUAUGGGAAGCACAAAUGCCUUUUGUCGAUUAACAAUAGGCAACGGUCCUGCUCGACAAACCAAGGUAGUGAGCCACAGUAUUUCUCCAGAGUGGGAAGAAGGGUUUACAUGGGCAUUUGAUGUACCUCCGAAGGGACAAAAGCUUCACAUCGUUUGCAAAAGCAAAAAUACUUUUGGGAAGAAUACUCUGGGAAAAGUGACUAUCCAAAUUGACAAAGUUGUUACUGAAGGGGUAUACAGUGGAUUGUUCAGCCUUAAUCACGAUGGCAACAAAGACGGAUCUUCGCGCUCACUAGAAAUUGAGAUUAUCUGGUCCAACAGAAUAUCAAAUGAAGGUAUGUGAAGAGACAUACCUCGGAUGAGGAAUACGGCAAUUGGGCAGCAAAUACACCCACAAAGCUAUGCAAUAGAAAAAUAAAUAAUUAUCUUAAUAGGGCGGGCGAAUUUCUUAUGGUUGUAGUUGUUGAUGUCUUCUGGAGGUCCAGUUUUGUAGUCUUAAGUUGUCUUAAGUGUAAAUUAUAUUCGUUAACUUGAAAGUGGAAAGGCAUUGCCACGAUAUAGGAAUUUUAAAAGCUGAUAGGAGUUUGUACAGGUAAGUCUCUGUAGGUGUUAGCUUUUCAGAGAUACUAGGAAUAAACAUUUUAAAAUCCGUGAAUUUGAGCUUUUUCCAUGAAAUUAUGCCCUUUCAAUGACGUAAAUAGGGCUGUACAUGUUGUAUUUGUUACCUGUACUAUUUUCAAAUAGCAUCCACAUGGCCAUUGGUUUUGAGAAAAGAUUCCUUUUGGGCAACAAACUCUGAUAUGCAAAUUGUUGUUUGCAAUUUCUUGACUUGGUAAGUUUACCAAUCCCCAGUACCAUAUCAUGUACUUAUA